This is a messenger RNA of Cucurbita pepo subsp. pepo (vegetable marrow), 3246 nucleotides long. The record is from RefSeq and is a predicted model, not a curated record. NCBI's taxonomy places the organism in Eukaryota, Viridiplantae, Streptophyta, Magnoliopsida, Cucurbitales, Cucurbitaceae.
AUAACAGAGACCAGUUGGAUACACUCUGUAUAUUCCGGCUAAGAUGCGCGGCGCGCGCAUUUGCAGAGCAUCAAAGCCUUGAAUCUCAAUUUUACCGACGCCGACGGUGAGAAUCGGCCGCAGAGGAGAACACAGGGAUAGAGGGACUCUUCGCUAUGGUGGAGGAUGACGACGAUUGGGGCGAUUUCGUCGACCAUUCCUCUCAGAUCGGCGAUGGUUUCGAUCUCUCCGGUGGACUCUCCUGUGCCCGGCCUUCUCCCAAUUCAAACUCCUCCUCCGACAUGUCCCCGGAGAUUCAGUGGGCGAAGUCUCAGGGGGCUAUUCCGCUUUCCAUUUUUGGGGAGGAGGAAGAGGAGGAGGAGUUUGGAUCCGGUGUAGUUGGUUCUAGUGUUGGGUUUGGAGAGAUUUCGUCUGUUGGGAAAGAGAGUGGUUCGGCGAAGAAGGGAGGGGGUUUGGGUGUUGGGGUUCGGAUUGAUGAUUUGAUAGCGAAUUUGUAUAGUCCAAAUCAGCAGAUCAAAGCGGGAAGUCCAUUGAAAUCGAACAUGGAAUUCGAUUCUUUGAACUUCAGUACUUCGUUGGAUUUUAAAUCUAGUGACUCCAAUUUGAAUGUCAAUGGGGUACAUUCUUAUGCUAGCCAGACCAAUUUCGAAAGCGAUUUUAGAGGUUUUGAAGCUAAUGGAGUGAAGUCUAAUGGGUUCCAUUCUGACUUGACAAACGUCGGUGAGAGCAAUGAGGAUGACGGGGAGGAGGUGGCCGAUUUUGAUGGCUGGGAAUUUAAGGCUGCAGAGUCAGCUACGCCAACGGGUGAUGCUCAGAAAGCCAAGGUUGACACAACAAGACAAGAAGCUUUUGAUGGAGUAGCACGGGCAUUUGAGUUUGCAAUCAAUGGACAUAACCAUGGAGAUUUAAUUGUAAAAUCAAAUGGAGCUGUUAACAACAUAGAUGAAUGGGACAACGGAUUUAAUCUUGAUGCAAGCCCUGUGGUCCAACAUGGUGUCGUAUCAAACUCUCAAAAUAAAAAUGGUCAGAAUGAUCUAGAUUAUGGCUUAAAUCCUUCUCCUAUUGAUCGGAAUGCCAAUGGUGAUGGACAUGUUUGGGAUUUCAAGGAUGCUUUUUCUGAUGCAUCAGACUAUAAGUUGGAAGAGUUGAAGCCUGUCAUCAUGCCUCCUAAUGGUGUAGAGGUGCUUGUUCCAAAUGGUAGUGUCGAUGUUUCUUUGUUCGCUCCUGGGAUUUCUGACAAAUCUAAUGAACAACAAAAUUUUGACUUAAGUUUCAACCUGAAUUGGGGGAAAGAAGACAAUAAUCUUUUGAAUGGAAACCAGGAUGGCAACUUCCAUGAUACUGGGAGAGAUUUAAACACUUCUCUAGCUAACGAGAAUGAUGAUUUCAGUGAGAAUAUUUGGGAUUUCAAGUCUGCACUUUCAGAUUCUGGAUCAAACAAUAAGGAAGAGCCAGUUGAAUCUGUGGCUGGUCUUGAAGCUCCUGCUUUUGAUUUUAGCUAUAGUAGUCAGAGGAAUUCAGAGUUAUUGUCCAGUCACCGGAAGGCCUUGCCCUUGUCAAUUCUUGAAGAUGAAGAGCUGGAAACUGCGGAUGAUUUUACAAUGAAUCAAGAUGCUUCUACCUUUAUAUCUGUCACCAGUGAAGGACGUGAUAACAAGAAUCCUGGUUCUAAUGUAUCUAUCAAUGACAUGAUAUCAAGUCUAUAUAAUCAAGCUGAGAAAAAUGGUUCCAUCAAUUAUUCCCCUGAAGAAAAUGAAAAUGGAAUAAAUUUAUCAUCAAGGAUGUCACAUUCCGAUUUAGGCAAUGAUGAUGAUGAUGAUUCCUGUGAAUUCAAGGAUGCAUCACCGAAUGUUAACGUGACCGAUCAAACUUACGUUACCAUUCUUGGAGAUUUACCCAAGCCGUCAUCUACUAAGCUACAGUUUGAUUGUUACAUGGAUUUUUAUCACAAGUUAAAUCUUGUUUUGAACCAUGUUGUUCACGGCCUUCUUGGGAAUUUAGAGAAUGCCCAAAGUAAUACCUCUCUUUCUGGUGAAAGUGCAAAAUUAAGAGCCAUUUGUGAAGAAAUUCGGAAUUUCAGUGCCGAACUGUCCCAAGAGAACUUCACGACUGAUAACUUCUCAUCAGAUGUUUUCCUUCCAAAAAAUGAUUUCAGUGAAAUCUUUGAAAUGUUGCGGGAUCCAAGGUUUCAUAUUCUGGAUGAAGAAUUCCAGUUGUCGGAAAGGUUACCAUUGGCAGAAAAUGAUUUGACAUCAGCUGUUGAGCUCUCGAAACACGUUGUGUCAACUCUGAAGAUUCUCAAACUUGUGUCAGUGGAGAAGCAACCUAAUUAUGUUUCCAUAUGGAACAAAAUGAUGUUUAUUUGCUUUCAAGAACUAAAACAUGGUGCUUCGAUUUGGAACGAAUCCAUACAGAGAAAUGUUGAAAGUUGCAUAUUAUCUGAACCUCAAGGAAAACGGUAUAUCUGCGCCCUUGGAGAGAUUUAUAGGGUAGUUCAAGUGCUUAGAGCCUCAGUUACACUUUACAAGCCAUGGAUUCUGUUGGGUCAGGUUGAUCCCAGUGGCUUGAUUUCUCUUCUAAAUGAGUGCUCCAAUAUUUGGACGAGUUCAGGACUCGUUGAGGCUCUCUGCAAGACUGAUGGUCCUAUUGAUUGCAAGGCAUUAUUGGAUUCUAUCAAUUUUAUUCAGAAUCUUGAUGAAUGGGGUCUGAGAAAGCAUGUUCUCUUCGGACAACAGCCUACUUGUAAUCUAUCACUCAUAAAUGCUGAAUCAAUUCCAGGCUUGGAUUUGGUGGUCUGGGAUGGGGAGAGCUACUUUUUGAAGCUUGCAAACUUGUGGGCAAAUCUAAUAGACCGCGAUCCUCCAUUCAUUCAGCACCCAAAUAAUAGGUGAUAAGAGGGUUGAGUUGAUUUGUAUGAUAGUCUGGAUGAUGUGGCUGUUGCUAUUUUCUCCAAACAAGGUUUCGUCAGCUUUCGUCCCAGAUGCUUGUCCGUGUCGAUGUUUAAUAGGAAACGCUAGAUAAUUUCACUUCUUGAGAUGAAAGUAAGAAAGGAGAAUACUUUCUGGCCUUUCAAGAAGAUCCAAAUAAAUCCAUCUGGGUCUCUUGGGAACCAUUCUUUAGAACAGCCGCUACAUAGCAAUUGAAGAUGUUUGAUAUUUGUAUCAUAUGGUGCCCAGAACUGGAUGGAUUCAGAGCACCGCAUUGAUAGAUAGAAAUUUCCUUUUAUUCCUUCUGGUUCUUGUUUAG